AUGUCAUCGGAGACUCAGCAGCACUCCCGGACUGGGGAAGAAGAAGCCAGCUGGGGAGGUGACUUUGAUCCAUUUUCUGAUCCGGAAGAGCGUAGAGUGCUCUUUGCAGCAUUUGAUUCGUUCAGACAAUAUCGGCGAAAUGCUCAUAUGAACACGACACAUCGGAGACGGCAAGCUUUCUAUGCUUUGCCAUCAGAACACUGGCAGUUGUUAUCAGAGCCCCCCUUCUCUAUCCUUGACAAUUUCAACAGGGUAGAUGACGCUAUCGAUGUCAAUGCUGAAAUCGCAGAUGCAAUUCUCGAAAUUGGAUUACAAUCAUUUGAUCUUCCUGCCGAUCCCGAUAAAAAUAACCCCAGAGAAAAUUGGCAUGACAUCGCCACUUCAUCAGACCUCAACAAGGCGCAUUCGACGAUCCGCCAGUUUUAUCGCGACUGGAGCCUGGAGGGGCGAGCAGAGCGUGAAGUGUGCUAUGACCCCGUCCUCCAGGAUCUUCACAAUGAAUUCCAGACAAGGCGCGAUAACGGAGAGGAAAUUCGCGUUCUGGUUCCCGGCGCCGGCCUGGGACGUUUAGUCUUUGAGGUAUGCAUGGCUGGCUAUGAUGCUGAAGGGAAUGAAAUCUCUUAUCAUCAGCUGCUGGCCAGCAACUGGGUUCUCAAUCACACCAAAGGGCCAGUAAAGCACGCGCUUCAUCCUUUUGCAUUGCAUUUCUCCAACCUACAAUCUCGAGUACAGCAGCUUAAGCAGAUCAUGAUACCCGACGUGCAUCCCGGCUUGGCUAUGCAGGAGAUGGCCAACUCAGACCGUCGUUUCGGAACAAUGUCCAUGUCUGCAGCCGAUUUUACCGUCUUAUAUACGCAGCCCAACAACGAAGAAGCAUUUGAUGCAGUCACCACAGUAUUCUUCAUUGACACAGCACCGAACCUGAUCCGGUACAUCGAGACGAUCCGACACUGCCUCAAGCCCAACGGGCUGUGGAUCAAUGUCGGCCCGCUAUUGUGGCAUUUCGAGAACGGUCAUUCCCGCAAUGACACCGAUGCCGGAAACGAGGGAGCUGGAAUUGGGGAGCCUGGCAACGUAGAGUUGUCCGAGGACGAAGUGCUAAGUCUCGUGGAGCGCAUGGGCUUCCGCCUUGAGAGGCGGCCUGGGGAUCGGCGAGCUUGCGGCUACAUCCAAGACCCAGCGAGUAUGCUCCAGAAUCUUUACCAGCCAUCUCGCUGGGUGGCCCGCAAAGCCCCUGUCUAG
This is a messenger RNA of Penicillium antarcticum, 1242 nucleotides long. RefSeq lists its product as uncharacterized. The record is from RefSeq and is a predicted model, not a curated record. Bases 1 to 1242 code for a protein of 413 amino acids. NCBI's taxonomy places the organism in Eukaryota, Fungi, Ascomycota, Eurotiomycetes, Eurotiales, Aspergillaceae. Gene Ontology annotation, molecular function: S-adenosylmethionine-dependent methyltransferase activity. The transcript has 2 exons.